Molecule: messenger RNA, 593 nt
Organism: Papaver somniferum (opium poppy)
Lineage: Eukaryota; Viridiplantae; Streptophyta; Magnoliopsida; Ranunculales; Papaveraceae
Product: B3 domain-containing protein Os03g0184500-like
Exons: 4
Molecular function (GO): DNA binding
Source: RefSeq, a predicted model, not a curated record
GUUUUCGUUUACGAGUACGCAAGGCGAAGAUCUGUCAAUGGAUUCUCUAAACCUAGAGCUAUUCCAUUAGGCGACUUUCCUAUAGCAAGUGAAAUUGAUAGAGAAAGUGCAACAACUAAAGCAGUAAAUGUAGAAAAAGAUAUUGGGGGUGAUGGGUUUCCUUGCUUUGUAAAACCCAUGCUUCAUUCUCAUGUUAACCGUGGGUUUUGGUUGGGUCUCCCUGCUUAUUUUUGCAGGAAAUACUUGCCGAAACGCGAUGAAACAAUUACUCUUGUCGAUGAAGUUGGGGAAGAGUUCCCAACUAAUUAUCUUGCUCUGAAGAAUGGCUUAAGUGGUGGAUGGAUGUGGUUUGCACUAGCUCAUGAUCUAAUUGAUGGGGAUGCUUUAGUCUUUCAGUUAGUUGAACCUACAAAAUUCAAGAUUCGUAUAAUCCGGGCAAAUGGUUCACAGGACGAAAGAAAUGGCGAAGCGUCUUCUUAGUUGGUUUUGUCCCAUAUUCAGGGUAACUUUGUCUCUAUGUAUUAACCGGUAGUGUAACUAAUGGGUGUUGUGUAAAAGCCCUUUUGUUGACAUUAGCAGGAUAAAUGUUUGAU